AGCCGGAGUACCUGGAGAGAACCUACGUAUGCACAGGGAGAACAUGUAGACUCCAUGCAGAAAGAACCUGCCCAGGCAGGGAUUUGAACCCAAAACAUUCUUGCUACAAAGGACAACUACGCCACUGUGCAGUAAUAUAAUAUAAUAUAAUAUAAAUUAUAUUUUAUAUUAUUUUAUUUGCACAGUCUAAUUUGUUUGGUUCUGUCACUCAAAUCUCAAACUGAUUUACAUUUUUUAAGCCUGAAGGCCUUAAGAACUGUGUAAUAGCCCUUUAUUUGAAAGGGCUUCAGAAGAACCGAUUCUGAAGCUAGAAUUCAGACGCUAACUUCAGCGAGAUUUUCACACUGUAAAGUUUUUAGCGCGUCAAAGACUGCAGCUGAUAAAUAAGACGCAGUUUCCGUUUGCUUCAGCUUCUGGCAUAUCCAUGUCUCACCAUGGCCGAAAAUAACUGCGCAGCGUGUUUGUAACUCUCCGGCUGUUAUUAUGCUGUCCAACAGAAACAGCUGACUCACUGACAGAGAGCCAGGCUGAGGCGGUUCCACGCCGCGACAUGGCGGUGUCCGACCCACUCGUUCCUGCUGCUGCCUCAAGGUGAAAGUCGACGGUGGGAUCCUCCGUGGGCUGAGCCGUCACCGACUGAAGAUGAUUGGCUCACCGGACCUGCUGCCCUUCACCGGCAGCGGGGGGUUUGAGGAGGACGGAGAGGAGCCGGAGGUCCACACUCUGCCUGAGGAGUUCUCUGUCCGCCUUUUGCCGCCUCACAGCCCCUGGAGAACAGCAGCCCAGUUUCACCGGGACUUUAUCCUGGUGGCUGAAUUCUCGGAGCAGGCGUCCGGCCCGGGUCACACAGCCCCUGCUCCGCCUGGACCCCGCCUCAGUUUCAGCGAGGACUCCAAGGUAAUCCUGGGAGACUCAGCAGACGACUCGUUUGCGUACGUUCAUCACCUGACCCUGUACGACCUGGAGGCUCGGGGGAUGGUGCGACCUUUCUGCAUGGCCUACGUCUGUUCGGACCGGACCAAGCUGAUGGAGAACUUCUCUGAGCUGUCCGAGUGUUUUUCUCAGGCCUCUGACAGUUUGAAGACGGGAAACAGGCAAGCGUUCUCCUCUGAACUGCAGAGAAAGUUGCAGGAGCUCGAGUACAGACGGAGGGCCCUGCUGCAGGACACACACGCCUCCACAGGAGCAGGAGGCAGAGCUGAUGAGCUGGAAGCUUUAGAGCAUCUGAUCCUGAACCACAGAGAGCUCCUUCGCCAGGUCACAUCCUACCCAAACAGAAAACUCCAGCAGCCUGACUUCCUGCCCUACGACACGGCCGACCUGCCGCCUGAGCCGUCCUCUCCCUGCCUUCCCUCCUCUGCCUCCUGCAGGUCUGAGUCGCUUCUGAAGCCACUGGAGGAGCUCUGCAACUUCUACUUCCUGUCCCUGGUGAAAAACCAGCUAUCAGACACAGAGCGGCGUCUGCGUGGCGACAGGAGCGUCCUGCGAACUGCUCGCGUCUCACAGCUACUGUCCAGGAAGGUGAAACUUACAAACUUCCUGUUUGAGCUGUGCUGCCCUGUGGAUGCUGAGGAGGAAGAGGAGGAGGAUGAAGCAGAGCGGGUCUUGGGGAGCACCGUGGGAGCUGUGGGAGGUCAAUCAGAAAAGCAUGGUGGGGAGUUGUUCUCCUGUGUGGAAGAAAUACAGAUAAAGAUGGAAGGAGGGGGAGGCGGGAGAGCGACCCCUGACCCCAGCGCGUUCACAGACGUGAUGGGCAGCGUGAGCAGCAGCGACAGCAUCGAGGUUCUCGGGACGGAGAAGUCGUACCGGAGUCAACGCGGGGCCGUUGUGUCCGACAGCAGAGAAACCCGUGUCGGGACGACAGACGUGAUUCUCCAGCAUGCAGCAGGAGACGCAGGCCUUCGGCACCUGCGAGCCCCUGCCAGGCGUGCCAACAGCGAGGACAGCAUCGAGGUUCUCAGCACGACUGAGUCCAUCGUCCCUGACGACCUGUCCGCCAUCACAGAGGAAGAGGCGGAGCAUCACACUCUGACCAAUGGAUUUGAGGAAGAGGAAGAGUCAGAGGCUGACUGUAAGCCUGACAAAGUCCUCAAGGAGAAGAGGAUGAAGAACACUGCUACUGCAGGGGACGAAAGUGGAGAAUCUGCUGGAAGAAAAGAACUUUUGGAGGAAAUAAUGUUCAAUGUACCAGACAAAGACAAUUUACUCACAGAGAAGAGUAACGAAGUCCAUAAAGACAAAAUGAAUAAACUGGUCCAAGCUGGAGAUGCAGUGGAGUCGAGGCAGAAGAAGACGAGGCCGGUGUUUGACCUCCAUGUAAAAAUGGCUCCGAAAAGCGUCGGGGCAGAGGGAGCUCUGCGCACGCCGCCCUGCGCUCCUCUGAGGCUGCUCAGCGUGGACGAAUUCUCCGACUGCACCAGCUUUACCAGCAGCUCAGAGCCACCAUCUCCCACCACAGUCAACCUCACCAGCACAUGUGUGGACAAGAAAAGGAGGAGGAGGAGGGCUGGCCUGCGAGCCCUCCGGUUCAUCAAGCAGCUCUCCUUCUCCCAGCAUGCCAUCUUCUGUCUGCUGAUUGGCCGGCCGCUGGUCGUCAUCGGUGGAGACGAGCAGCUGGUGAGGAAGCUGGUGGACGGCUUGAGGCUCUUCCUGCCAGCUCCUGGUGCUGACGGGAGCGCCGUGAUGUCAUGUUUGGCCACGCCCCUCCAGCUGACUGACCUGCUCACCUGGAGGCUCAUAGGAAUACACAGAUCAUCUUCCAAUGCAUCAUCUUCCAUCCUUCAGUCUCUGACUCAGUUGAGUCGUUACAUCGCUGUGCUGGACCUGGAUCAGAAGACGCUGCUCUGUCCUUCAUAUGCCGGAUCCCUGGUCAGCUUCCUAGCCAACCCUCACACCGGCAUCGGCCGCGGCCUCACCUACCUGCUGCACCUGGAGAGCUGCCUGACUGCGCUGGCCAACCGGGUGCUGCUGCAGACCUUCACCGCUGCUUCCCAGCUUCACAGAGCCAUCGCCAAGGAAAAGGACUCGCAGCAAGCACCACAACUCUGCAGCAGUGAAAAUGAUUUUCGAGUGAUGCACUUUCUGACUGACCUGAUCACGCAGCGCCACACCGGACAUGGACCGCCGCCUUUCAGGUUUUCCUACAGCUCAGUGCAGCUUCACAGGAACACAUAUCCAACAUAAACAGACUGAGGAGCGGAGCAAGAUGCUUUUAUUUUGCUACAUGCCCUCCAUACAGUGCCUUAGGUGUAAUUAGCAGUUGCUGUAUGUGCACAAAGGAUUGUUCAAAUGAAUAUAAAUAUGUGCACAUUUAAGACUCAAACGAAUAUGAAUGUUAACUCUCUACAGCCAUCAGCUUGACCUGGAGGUGGACAUGAAAGAGCUGGUGCAGACCUCCACCCUGAACAGGUCACCUUCCAUCAAAAUUAAAUUACACCUUCAUCAUAAAUUCAUACAUAUCAAUAAAUAAGCCAAAGCAAACAAAACCUGUACACCGGAUGGUUUCAGUUAGUCUGGUACUGUGACUUUAGCUAGUUUUUUCCUUUUUUUCAGAACAAAAACCUUUUUGUCAUUUUGAUUAUUUAAGCUAGUCAAACUAUGCAACCCUAAGUAUAAAUGUCAUGAUUAUAGACGAUGUAAAACAAAGCAAAUCAGAGAAAUCAAAAUCUGCAAUAUUUCUUUUCAAGAUUUAUUUAAUAAAAUCCAAAGCAUAUGAAACCCUAAAAUUGAGGGUUUAUUUUUGUUAAGUUUUUUAAUACCGACUGUCAGCAACUUGCAUCCGCAUAAGUGUUGAGCUUCCUAACUUUAAUGCAUAAAAUAAACUUUUUCAACAAUAAUGACUGAAAGUUUUCCAUUUUGAAGAAUUUGCCUAAUUUUGACUGCAAAAGUUUUAACCUAAUAAUAUAUGAACAUUACUUUGGCUUUAAAAAUCAAACAGCAGCUAAAGAGUGCAAAAUUACUGGAAUAUAUUUUAUUUGUAUAUGUAAUAGAUGUGAUAUAUUCUAUUGUUUAUGAUUACUUUGAAAAUAAAGUCAGAGAAAAGAACAUGGCCAAACACUGGAGUCAUUUAUUAAACCAGAUUAUCUCAGAAAUCAUUAACACUGAUGGCAGUUUGAUUCCUAAUGAACAUGAAAGAAAAUCAUUAGACAGGAGCAGAAACAGAAUUCAUGUCCACCUUAGCAGCACUCUGCAAAUAUUUGGUUAAUCUUCAAAAGUAGAUUCAAUAAGACUGUACAGCAGCAGAGCUGCUCCGGCUGUUUUAAAUAUGAAAGUAGAAAAAAAACAGUUAAAUGUUUUUUAAUAGUAUGGAAAUAAUUAUUUUUCCAUCUGAAAUGUUCAUUUUGCUGUGCAUGUCUGUAAAUCAGACCUGCACAGGAAACUUUAUCAACAUAAGCAAAUAAUUAAAUGAAAACUAAUUUCAGUAUUAGUUUGUUCUAAAGUUAUUUUUUAAAGUUAUCUUUCAGCUUUGUCUAAAUUGUUGAAGUAGAUGACUGAUUUUCAAACUGCAUAAAGCAACAUAUCUACAGGUAAUGGUCUAAAACCAGUGUUAUUGUACAGUGCAUCAAAAACCAGUUUCAUUAAAUUACAUGCAGAGAAAUGGGUGAAUUCAAACUGAAGAUGUGUUUAGUGCAAAAAUGUUUAGUUUAAUAAGUGGCAACAAAAGUAUGAAAGAGUUCUCUCUUUCUCUGUGUGUGCGCCACCUGAUGAACAUUCCUACCAUCCACCGCGCUGCAGACAGAGGUUCAGAUGUAAAGCACAUAACAGCAGAUUCUUACUGUUGCGCAGCGUUACUGUCAUGGUGCUUAAAGUAAGCAAGAAAUCCAACAAAAGUCCCACAUGGCUUCACAUUGAGAUAAAAAAAAAAAAAAGAAAAAAAACCCCAGUCCUUUUUGGAAGACGUGGGC
Molecule: messenger RNA, 4904 nt
Organism: Xiphophorus maculatus (southern platyfish)
Lineage: Eukaryota; Metazoa; Chordata; Actinopteri; Cyprinodontiformes; Poeciliidae
Gene: smcr8b
Product: guanine nucleotide exchange protein smcr8a-like
Exons: 6
Coding region: 643-3183 (846 amino acids)
Cellular component (GO): guanyl-nucleotide exchange factor complex
Molecular function (GO): GTPase activator activity
Source: RefSeq, a predicted model, not a curated record